GGCACAGGAAGCGCCGGGAGGCCUGAGCCGUCCCAGGGUGCCCCGCGCGGCGUGGACUCGGGCCGCUGCCGCCAUCCCGCUGGAAAGAGGGAGAGAGAGGCCCGCCCGCUCGCCGGCCGGGCCAGUGUGAGCCAUUGCGUGAGGGCGCGGGGGGCCGUGUCAGCGAGACGCAGAGCGCAGCCGCCACCACCAAACGGACAUGUUGAAGACCGGCGCUGCCGCCGCCUCCUUUUCCUCAUCCUGCGAACGGGACUGAGAGGGGGCCCGCCACCUCUCCGCCUCUGCCUCGGCCGCCCGCCUCGCCGCUUCGGCAGCAGCCUCUUCCUGCCCGGGCCUCGGGCUCCGCCGCUCGUCGCCUCCCCCCAGCCACCAGGCCCGGCUGGUUUCCCCGCCCCGCUCCGCCGCGGCGCGAGGUCUAUGUGACCGGCGGGCCCGGAACAGCCGCCGCCGCCGCAGCGCGAACAUGGACGCCGUCAACGCCUUCAACCAGGAGCUCUUUUCACUUAUGGAUAUGAAACCUCCCAUCUCUAGAGCCAAGAUGAUUCUCAUCACUAAAGCUGCUAUUAAAGCUAUUAAGCUUUAUAAGCAUGUAGUUCAAAUAGUAGAAAAGUUCAUCAAAAAGUGUAAACCAGAAUACAAGGUUCCAGGAUUAUAUGUAAUUGACUCAAUUGUGCGACAGUCUCGUCAUCAGUUUGGAACCGAUAAAGAUGUUUUUGGGCCAAGAUUCUCUAAAAACAUAACCGCCACAUUCCAAUAUUUAUAUCUUUGUCCAUCUGAAGAUAAGAGUAAAAUAGUUCGUGUGCUGAACCUUUGGCAAAAAAAUGGAGUGUUCAAAAUUGAAAUUAUUCAACCUCUUUUGGACAUGGCAGCAGGAACCAGUAAUGCAGCCCCAGUAGCAGAAAAUGUUACCAAUAAUGAAGGCUCACCUCCACCUCCAGUAAAAGUUUCUUCUGAACCUCCCGCACAAGCCACUCCAAACUCCGUCCCAACUGUACCACAGUUGCCCAGCUCUGAUGCUUUUGCUGCUGUGGCUCAGCUAUUUCAGACAACUCAAGGCCAACAGCUUCAGCAGAUCCUUCAGACUUUUCAACAGCCUCCAAAACCACAGUCUCCUGCCCUUGACAAUGCUGUGAUGGCUCAGGUUCAGGCUAUCACAGCUCAGUUAAAGACAACUCCUACACAACCAUCUGAACAAAAAGCUGCUUUCCCCCCACCUGAACAGAAAACUGCAUUUGACAAGAAGUUGCUUGAUAGAUUUGACUAUGAUGAUGAGCCAGAAGCUGUGGAAGAAUCAAAGAAAGAGGAUACCACUGCCGUUGCCACAACAGUACCUGCUGCCUCUGUGCCCCCUGCACCCACCGCCACCGUGCCUGCUGCUGCUGCACCCGCUGCUGCCUCUCCUCCUCCUCCACAGGCACCAUUUGGCUUUCCUGGAGAUGGCAUGCAGCAGCCAGCAUACACACAGCAUCAAAAUAUGGAUCAGUUUCAGCCACGAAUGAUGGGAAUACAACAGGAUCCAAUGCACCAUCAGGUUCCACUUCCUCCUAAUGGACAAAUGCCAGGAUUUGGACUUCUUCCUACACCUCCAUUUCCUCCCAUGGCUCAGCCUGUGAUUCCUCCAACUCCACCAGUGCAGCAGCCUUUCCAAGCUUCUUUUCAGGCACAGAAUGAACCACUUACACAGAAGCCACAUCAGCAGGAAAUGGAAGUAGAACAACCUUGUAUUCAAGACGUUAAGCGACAUAUGUCUGAUAACAGAAAGUCAAGAUCUAGGUCAGCAUCCAGGUCACCAAAAAGGAGGCGAUCUAGAUCUGGUUCUAGAUCUCGAAGGUCGCGUCAUCGACGUUCUCGAUCUCGGUCCAGGGAUAGACGCCGACAUUCUCCUCGAUCUCGAUCCCAAGAAAGACGGGAUCGAGAAAAAGAGAGAGAACGUCGACAAAAAGGCCUCCCGCAAGUGAAACCAGAAACUGCAAGUGUUUGCAGUACUACCCUCUGGGUGGGACAGCUGGACAAAAGAACUACUCAGCAGGAUGUUGCCAGUCUCUUGGAAGAGUUUGGUCCAAUUGAAUCAAUUAAUAUGAUUCCUCCCAGGGGUUGUGCCUAUAUUGUUAUGGUUCAUAGGCAAGAUGCCUAUCGUGCCCUGCAGAAACUGAGCCGAGGAAACUAUAAAGUGAACCAGAAAUCCAUAAAGAUUGCCUGGGCCUUAAACAAAGGAAUAAAGGCAGAUUAUAAGCAGUAUUGGGAUGUAGAACUUGGUGUUACUUAUAUUCCAUGGGACAAAGUCAAGCCUGAGGAACUGGAGAGUUUUUGUGAAGGAGGAAUGUUGGACAGUGACACACUUAACCCAGAUUGGAAAGGAAUUCCUAAGAAGCCUGAAAAUGAAGUUGCUCAAAAUGGAGGUGCUGAAACCUCACACACAGAACCAGUAUCACCCAUACCUAAACCGUUACCUGUGCCUGUCCCUCCUAUUCCUGUUCCUGCACCUAUAACAGUGCCCCCUCCACAGGUCCCACCACAUCAACCAGGUCCACCUGUAGUUGGUGCUCUCCAGCCACCUGCUUUCACGCCUCCUCUGGGAAUUCCACCUCCAGGCUUUGGUCCUGGUGUUCCUCCUCCCCCUCCUCCUCCACCAUUUUUGCGCCCAGGAUUCAACCCAAUGCAUUUACCACCAGGUUUUCUUCCUCCUGGACCCCCACCUCCUAUAACUCCACCAGUAUCCAUUCCUCCUCCUCACACUCCACCAAUAAGCAUCCCAAACUCUACUAUCGCUGGUAUAAAUGAAGACACUACAAAAGACUUAUCUAUUGGAAAUCCCAUUCCAACAGUGGUGUCUGGGGCUAGAGGAAACGCCGAGUCUGGUGACAGUGUGAAAAUGUAUGGCUCUGCUGUGCCACCUGCUGCACCCACGAAUCUGCCCACCCCUCCUGUAACCCAGCCUGUUUCACUUCUUGGCACUCAAGGAGUUGCUCCUGGUCCUGUAAUUGGACUUCAGGCACCAUCUACUGGUCUUCUUGGCGCCCGGCCCGGUCUCAUCCCGCUCCAGCGCCCUCCGGGAAUGCCCCCACCUCACUUACAGCGGUUCCCUUUGAUGCCGCCCCGUCCCAUGCCACCGCACAUGAUGCACAGAGGCCCGCCGCCAGGACCAGGGGGCUUUGCGAUGCCCCCACCUCAUGGAAUGAAAGGUCCCUUCCCACCGCAUGGCCCCUUCGUUAGGCCUGGUGGAAUGCCAGGGCUCGGGGGCCCAGGGCCAGGCCCAGGGGGUCCUGAAGACAGAGACGGAAGGCAACAGCCGCCGCAACAGCAACAGCAGCAACAGCAGCAGCCGCAGCCGCCCCAGCAGCAGCAGCAGCAGCAGCAACAGCAGCCGCCGCCAUCACAACAGCCUCCACCAACACAGCAGCAGCCACAGCAGUUUAGAAAUGAUAACAGACAGCAGUUCAAUUCAGGUAGAGACCAAGAAAGGUUUGGAAGAAGAUCUUUUGGAAAUAGGGUGGAAAAUGACCGGGAACGGUAUGGGAACCGUAAUGAUGAUAGAGAUAAUAGUAACCGUGACAGGAGAGAGUGGGGAAGGAGGAGCCCUGACCGGGACAGGCACAGAGACUUGGAAGAGAGAAAUAGACGCUCUAGUGGGCAUCGAGACAGAGAGAGAGAUUCUAGAGAUAGAGAGUCUCGUAGAGAGAAGGAAGAAGCACGAGGAAAGGAAAAGCCUGAGGUGACAGACAGGGCAGGUGGUAACAAAACCGUUGAACCUCCCAUUAGCCAAGUGGGAAAUGUAGACACUGCUUCAGAACUUGAGAAGGGGGAGUCUGAGGCUGCAGUCCUAAAGCCUUCUGAAGAGUUACCUGCUGAGGCUACCUCAUCCGUUGAACCCGAAAAGGAUUCUGGCUCAGCAGCAGAGGCUCCUCGUUAAGAGACUGGAAUUUGUGAAAAUGUGACAGUGACACUUCCUGGAGUGUAGAGCUUGAGGUGUACAGAUGCUGUAUUAUAUCCGCUCCCGCUGUACUGCAGCCCCGCGCCAGCUGGUGGGGAACUGUAAGCAAUUUGAUUGCUUCCCUUCUAUUUAAAAAUAGCCACAAAAUAACAAAAAAUACUGAAAAUAUGAAUAAAUAUUACCCUUUUUGCUGUAACUUUUUAAAAGUUUUGACUUUAAAAAGUUUACAAAUCGUAAUUAGAAGUGCUCUCUAUUUUUUUUUUUUAAUUUAAGACAAGGUAACGGUGAAAGCUCCUCAAAACAAUAGGGAUGUUUUUAAUAAACUCUAUUUUCGUAACAAA
Molecule: messenger RNA, 4272 nt
Organism: Rhinopithecus roxellana (golden snub-nosed monkey)
Lineage: Eukaryota; Metazoa; Chordata; Mammalia; Primates; Cercopithecidae
Gene: SCAF4
Product: SR-related CTD associated factor 4
Exons: 20
Coding region: 464-3910 (1148 amino acids)
Biological process (GO): negative regulation of termination of RNA polymerase II transcription, poly(A)-coupled
Cellular component (GO): nucleus
Molecular function (GO): RNA binding; RNA polymerase II C-terminal domain phosphoserine binding
Source: RefSeq, a predicted model, not a curated record